AUGAAGACUGAGUUUCUUCUCUCAGGGCCUGGGGCUCUCGGUAUUUUCGUGGACAGUACGGGAGCAUCGCAGCGUCCGCCAAUUUCUUUGUCAUCAAAUCUGUCCUCCUUAUUUUGUCAAGACUCAUUGAUUUUUGCCGUUGACGACGAAUUUGUGACCAUCCACAGUGCAAAGAAUCAGGAGCAGCUCCAAACGCUCAUCGUCAAAAAUACCUCGACCGCCUGUAUGUCCUUAGAUGGAAAAAGGCUCUUUCUCACAUCCAGCCAACCAGUUCGCUUUCCCGAAAUAUACACUGUUCGCCCGGAGACCUGGGAUAUGGUAGCAAGGCGUCUUGUACUGGCUGGUUGUACCGCUGAAGCGCAGGACUGUGUUCAGCGACAGUAUCGUCGUCUUUUGGAUUUGUGUGCUGAACGCCCGGCCACAAGCAGCACUGCUAAACUCCUUUUCAACGCUCGCUCCAAACGUGUGUUCACCCUCAUGGGCUUUUAUUUCUUCGAAAUCGGGCGACUACCAGAAGCUAAGCAAUUCUUUGAAAAGUCUUCUCUUAAUGUCUGUGAGGCAAGUCUUCAUGAAAAAGACUCAACCGUACACCUGUUGUAUUGCCUUAACCAGCUCCUCUAUCGGUAUGUGGACCUCCUGCCGCAAGGUUAUACUUUCACACCCAGCAGUGAAUUGAAUUUGUCUAUGGCCGUGCGAGCGCAAGUUGAGAACCCAGGCAUUGCCACCCCGAACACAAUAUUUGACCUCGCCGAAACCCUGGCUUCCAGUUCCAAGGACAAAGAUCCGGCCGUGAGCGUACGAAAUUACCGCAUUUUCUUGCUAGACUUUUUGCUGGAGCACCGACGAAGUCGCAUUUUUGAGAAACACACUUUGGAUGAAACACGGGCUCCAGACGUUCGGCCUAGAACCCUCAUAAAAGCUGGUUCAUUCACAAGAGAUCAGCAGUGGAGUAACAUUACUGACGGGUGA
Dibothriocephalus latus is the source of this 969-nucleotide messenger RNA. The record is from the annotation of a GenBank genome assembly. Lineage: Eukaryota; Metazoa; Platyhelminthes; Cestoda; Diphyllobothriidea; Diphyllobothriidae.